This is a messenger RNA of Phycodurus eques (leafy seadragon), 1524 nucleotides long. Its product is annotated as coatomer subunit beta'-like. The record is from RefSeq and is a predicted model, not a curated record. Lineage: Eukaryota; Metazoa; Chordata; Actinopteri; Syngnathiformes; Syngnathidae. Gene Ontology annotation, cellular component: membrane coat. The transcript is spliced from 12 exons. Gene Ontology annotation, biological process: intracellular protein transport; vesicle-mediated transport. Gene Ontology annotation, molecular function: structural molecule activity. Bases 1 to 1419 code for a protein of 472 amino acids.
AUGUCCCGAUCCGGUCACGUGGUCAUUGUCAAAGUGGGCUGCGAGGAGCCGGCCAUGUCAAUGGACACCAGCGGGAAGAUUAUUUGGGCCAAGCACCGUCAAAUACAGCAGGCCAACUUGAUGCAAAUGGGUGAUGCUGAGAUUAAGGAUGGAGAGAGGCUCCCACUGGAGGUGAAAGACUUGGAAAGUUUUGAGAUACACCCUCAAACGAUCCAGCAUAACCCCAACGGGAGGUUUGUUGCAAUGUGUGGUGAUGGAGAGUACAUCAUCUGUACCGCCAUAGCUCUGAGAUUCAAGAUCUUCGGCUCAGCACAGGAGUUUGCUUGGGCACAUGACUCAUCUGAAUAUGCGAUUAGAGAAAACAGAAGCGUUGUGAAAAUAAUGCAGAAUUUCAAAGUAAAGAAAUCAUUCACGCCUGACUUUGGAGCAGAGGGCAUCUAUGGAGGUUUCUUGCUUGGGGUGAGGUCAGUGAAUGCUCUGGGAUUUUAUGAUUGGGAGAACACCGAACUGAUCCGCCGCAUUGAGAUCCAACCUAAACACAUCUUCUGGUCGGACUCUGGUGAGUUGGUCCAGGGAGAGUUCCGGGAGAUCGUGAAGACUGGACUCUGGGUUGGCGACUGCUUCAUUUACACCAGCUCUCUGAACAGACUCAGCUACUUUGUAGGGGGAGAGAUUGUCACUCUUGCUCACUUGGACAGAACUUUGUAUUUACUGGGCUACAUAGCCAAACAUGAGCAUCUCUACCUGGGAGACAGGGACCUCCACAUCGUCAGCUACUCCCUGCUGGUCUCAGUCCUCAAGUACCAGACUGCUGUCAUGAGGAGGGACUUUGGUGUGGCCGACAAGGUGCUUCCCACAAUUGCAAAAGAGCAACGGACCAGAGUGGCCCACUUCCUGGAAAAACACGGUUUUAAGCAGCAGGCAUUAGCGCUGACGACGGACCAUGAGCACAGGUUUGAGCUGGCCUUGCAGCUGGGAGACUUGGAAAUUGCCUACCAGCUGGCUGUAGAAGCAGAGUCAGAGCAGAAGUGGAAGCCAUGUGCAAAGCUGGUUAUUACUGCCUGUGAGUUUGGCCUGGCCCAGGAAUGCCUUCGGCAUGCUAAGGAUUACGAGGGUUUAAUCGCCACCGCUUCCGGUAACGCCCGUAUGGUGGGCAAGCUGGCCGAGGGUGCAGAAAGGGAAGGCAAGAACAACGUUGCCUUUGUGACCUACUUCCUGCAGGGGAGACUUGAUGAGUGUUUAGAGGUUUUGAUCAAAACCAAGCGCCUACCUGAAGCUGCUUUAUUGGCUCACACUUACCUGGCCAGCCAGGUGUCCCGUGUGGUCAGACUGUGGAGGGAAAACUUGGCCGAGGUCAACCAGAAGGAGUUUACGCGUCAAGAUGCCGUUUGUCUGCAGGUGUUCAAGAAUGAAGAAUAAAAGAAGAAUUGUUGAUUAUAUUGAGUUACUGUAUAUGUUUGUGUUUGGCACUAAAUAAACUUGAUAUCCAGCUCUUAAAUUUGCAUUUCCAGUGUAAUUAGUGGA